Messenger RNA from Pecten maximus, 4019 nucleotides. RefSeq names its product deleted in malignant brain tumors 1 protein-like. Bases 175 to 3963 code for a protein of 1262 amino acids. The transcript is spliced from 25 exons. NCBI's taxonomy places the organism in Eukaryota, Metazoa, Mollusca, Bivalvia, Pectinida, Pectinidae. The record is from RefSeq and is a predicted model, not a curated record. Gene Ontology annotation, cellular component: membrane.
CCCAAACCGAAGAAUAAGUAAAAUAUGUUGCUAUGUUAUUGAUGUAUUGAAAAGGUAAAUAUUUAGACGUGAGGUAAGCUGACUGAAAAGCCAGACGCUAGGUUCAUUCUGAAGUGUGACAGACAGACGGAAGAUUAACUACAUUCUUACACAAAGACACACGUACCGUAAAACAUGCGGUCAGGAUGGCUUUUGAUCCUGAGUUUCUUGCUGCACAUGGCAACAAUAGAUUCGACCUCAAUCAGAUUAGAGCCUAGUGGUGGACAUCAAGGUCGGGUCGAGAUUUACUAUAACGGAUGGGGGACUAUUUGUGACGACAUGUUCGGCUUCCAAGAGGCGGUUGUGAUCUGCCGGAUGUUGGGAUACAAAUUAGUUGUGGCCAAGGCUUACAGCUCAGCACACUUUGGUGAGGGAGGCGGUACCAUAUUGAUGGACUCUCUCCAAUGUUCGGGGAGUGAGACGGACAUCGCCAAUUGUCACUUUGACGGAUGGGGCAAAAAUGACUGUAGCCACAGUGAGGACGCCGGCGUGAGUUGUUCUGAAUUACACAUGCGACUUGCGGGCGGAAGUGGUCCAUAUGAGGGUCGUCUAGAGGUGCAGAAUACGGCCGAUGUGUGGGGUGAGGUUGUCAACACCAGUGUAACAGCAUCAGACGCCGUUGGGAUAUGUCGUACCCUGGGACUCGGAACGUUUGGUAAGAUCGUUGAUGGGACAAAGUUCGUCCAGGGUGCUCACACUCAGUUCAGAGGUAACUUAACCUGUGUCAUCAACGGUGAGUGUGAUAGUGAUCCCUUCAUCCAAACUCAUGGUGCUCCGCUUGGUAUAGAAUGUGCACACACACCAGUGAGGCUCGUAGAUGGAAGAUACCCGCUAGAGGGCAGGGUUGAAGUCCUUCACAAUGGCAUAUGGGGGACAGUCUGUGCCGAACACUUCACCCCACUUGACGCUAAAAUGAUUUGCACGUCCCUGGGUGUCGACAUGAGUCAUCAGAAUGCUACAGUUUACAGUAAUGGAGAAUUUGGAAAAGGCAGUGGACCAUCGUGGUUAUCGAACGUACAGUGUACCGGAAGUGAAAAAGAUUUUUUGGAGUGUAGAAAUACGUCAUGGUCUUAUCAUACCUGUACAUCAGGAAAUGCAGCGGCGAUAGCAUGUCCUCAAACCAAAAUCCGGUUAGAUGGUGGUGUUGGACCAUGGGAAGGCCGACUGGAUGUGUAUCACGGUGGGCGAUGGGGAUCAGUGUGUAGUCAAGGAUUCGGACAACCGGAAGCGGAUGUAGUAUGCAGAAUGCUAGGAUAUAACGCAAGAGAUGUUGUUGCUGAGAUACUGCCCAACUCUUAUUACCGACAUGUCGAACACCGAGCCAUAUUGUUAGAUCAACUUGGUUGCCAGGGAACCGAAGCUGAUAUUGAAUUUUGCCGAACUCAGGACUGGGGUGUUACCAACUGUUCCAGCACACAAGAAGUCGGCGUCCGAUGUGAGACAAAGAACAUUCGUCUUGUUGGUGGAUCACAUUCACUAGAGGGUAGGGUAGAGGUCAAGGUCAAUGGGUCAUGGUCAACCAUCUGUGACGAUGAUUGGAAUGACGUUGAUGCCAUGACCGUUUGUCGGAGUUUGCUGCAAUAUCCAAUCGAUGGAGACGUUAUCGGGAAGGCAUAUCAUGGAGGGGUGUUUGGACGGGGUACUGGGCAAGUGGCACUAUCGGGCGUACAAUGUGUCGGUUCAGAAGAGGAUCUAUUCCAAUGCCCGACGACUGGAAAAAGGCGUGUCAACUGUGAUCAUACCAGAGAUGCGGGGGUAGCCUGCUACAUACAAGGUUAUAACACAACACUUGUCGGCAGUACAAACAUCACAAGCGACAAAGAAGGAAGUAUCCACAUCUCAGGAAAUGCGAUAUGUGACGAGAGUUGGGACGAGGAUGACGCAAGAUCUGUUUGUAGGUCGCUAGGUUAUUGGAGCAGCUCACCGACAGUGUAUCUGGACAACUGGUUUGGAUCAUCGUCUGGUGGUGGGAAUAACAUCUCUCCUCACUGUAGGGGAAACGAAGCCAAUCUGGUAUUCUGUCCUCUGGCAAAGGAGUGGGGCAAAGUCACAUGCUCUACAGGUGACAUCGCUGGUGUCAGGUGUAAUCCAACACCCCUUGGUUACCGUCGUGUGAGGCUAGAGAACGGAGACCAGCCUGGUAGGGGGCGCCUCCUGGUGGAAUACAAUAGCAACUGGGGAUAUGUAUGUCAUAACGGCUGGACGGAGCGAGAUACGGUGGUAGUGUGUAGGAUGUUACGUUACAGAUCUUACAACAUGACGUCGACUGCAUUAUCCAAAGGGACCACCAAUCCGAUGCUUAUUGGAAAGGUAGAUUGUCACGGAAACGAGACAGACAUCGGGCUGUGUAAAGCAAACUUGGAUAAAUCUAACUGUACCGACACGGUGGUAGGACUAGAUUGUACAGACAACGUCAAAGCGCGCCUGGUAAACGGUUCCACGGCCCUGGACGGUCAUCUAGAGGUAUUCAAGGACGGACAAUGGGGCAUGGUCUGUAGCAGUGCGGUAGAUACCACCGAUGCAAAGGUGUUCUGUAACAUGCUGGGUUACAGCCAUACAAAACCGAUUCUUAAAACAUUUACUGGUGCAGAAAGUCACGUGUCCGUCAACCAGGUCACGUGUGAAGGAUGGGAAGAGCACAUUGGUCAAUGUUUGCACCAAUCAGUCUCCGGGUCUGGAUGUAGUCAUAAUGACACGUAUGUCAGUCUGCAAUGUUUCAAUUGUUCAAGCAGUUAUUCGACAGAGACAGGUGAAAUUUAUUCUAUGAACUACCCCCAAAACUACGAAAACAAUGCUGACUGUUUGUACGCCAUCAUACCUCCUUCAAACGGGGUUUAUGGACUCGUCAUCCAGGAUCUGCUCAUGCGUGACGGUGAAGAUUUUAUAGAUAUACGAGAGGAACCGAAUGGCCCUAGCUUGGGAACUUUCUCACAUGGUGACGUAUUUCCUGUUAUACCGGGCCGGAAAUUUUACGUGAGGUUCCAAACCAACGGAGCUGGAACUGAAAAAGGCUUCAGAAUAACAUGGAAGCCUCUGACGUUAGAGGAUGCAAUGACCUUGAACUGUGGCAGUACCACCUGGAAUGCUGUCGUCAAUAUGACGAUGCUGAAGUCGCUGUACCCGAAUAUUGGGGUGUCCGACAUAUAUCUCUCAGAUCAGUCUUGUACGGGGACUGUCGUUGAUGACCUUGUGGUAUUCCAGCAAUCCUAUACAGAAUGCUCGUCCUCCAAAACGACGACAGACAGUGAAAUCAUCUACCACAACCAACUGGUGAGCCCAAACUCGGCCACAUCCUUCCCUGUUAUAGUUCACGGGUACCGUUGGCGGGUAGACAUAGAUUGUAAGGUAAAGCGACAGACGAACGUUACCCAUAACUACAUACCGAUUGCCCCGACCGCAACACAGACCAUAGACUCCGGUCAUCAUCACCUUUCUGGGUCUUCCAACUACGACAUACACCUCGCAUUUUACCAAGACCCAGGCUUCUACCAGCAAAUACAGGGAAAUCCUAUUACAACACACAUUGGAGACAACGUGUAUGUCAAGGUCGUUGUCAACACAAAUGACCCGGAAGUAAAAAUGAGACUAAACACAUGCGUAGCGAAGCCAACGGCAGAUGCAGGACCCGCUCUAACUUAUCCUCUCAUAGCAAACGGGUGUGUAGUUGACCAGGAUACCACGAUACUAUCUCAGAGUUCACACGAAACAAAGUUUCUGUUCAACGCGUUUGAAUUUCCGGCAAAUCACAACUCUGUGGUGGUGUCAUGCAACGCCACCUUCUGUAGGACAGAUGAACUAACAUCCCGUUGUUUACAAACCUGCCAGUCGCGAAGAUCAAAUGAUGAAACUAUGAUCACACGAACCAACUUACAUAAACUCAUAACUAUCUACAUUUCACAGGACGAGGGAAGAAACAGUAUCUAGCUGCUAAAGUAACUACAUGUAUAUGUAUUAUAUCAAAUAUAAAGUAAUACAUCGAU